AAUCACUUAAGGACGACGAUGUAUUACAAAACCUACCCGUUGGGCCCACAGCAACCAUGUAUUUUAGGGACCUGGGCCCACAGAUCGGGUGGACAAUGGUGUUUUUAGCGGAGUACAUUGGCCCCCUGUUUAUCUACCUCCUGUUCUAUUUCCGAGUUCCGUAUAUCUACUCACACCAGGAUGCCUUCACCUCCAGCCCCUACUCGGUGGUCACACUAGCCUGUGCCUGUCACACCUGCCACUACAUCAAGAGGUUGAUUGAGACUAUCUUUGUGCACCGGUUCUCCCGUGGUACCAUGCCUCUCAGGACUAUAGUCAGGAACUGUGUAUAUUACUGGACCUUCUCGGCAUGGUUGGCUUACUACAUCAACCAUCCACUGUACACACCUCCAUCGUAUGGGGACAUGCAAGUGAACUAUGCGUUGGCCAUAUUCGUGCUCUGUGAGGCUGGGAAUUUCUCCAUUCACGUGGCCCUCAAUAACCUCAAGGCAGAAGGUGGGCCCAAGUGCAGAAAGUUCCCUCACCCGACGAAGAACCCAUUCACAUGGCUCUUUUUCCUCGUGUCCUGCCCCAACUAUACCUAUGAGGUAGGAGCCUGGGCAAGUUUCUCCGUCAUGACCCAGUGUCUUCCAGUGGCCUUGUUCACCUUCUUAGGGUUGAUCCAGAUGACCACCUGGGCCAAAGGGAAGCAUAAAGCCUACACCAGGGAGUUUAAGGACUACCCCCACCUGCGCAUGCCAAUCCUUCCACUCCUCCUCUGACCACACCGCAAAAGGUUAACCAUUCCGACUAAGGAGUAUUGGAGGCAUCAGCCUGCCUGAAAAUGCUGUGGUGAUUGGUGGGUUGCUGUGUUCCACACAAAAGCAAGAAGACCCAUUGGCUGUUCCUUCAUCUAGAGUCAUGGCAACGGUCUGUUUUCUUUUUCGACAACCACCAAGGAUAGAUUGAAAUUCACAGAAAAGAUUGUGUCAUCACAACAAUGACUGUUGAUGAACUGCUAAUUAUCUUUUUUUUUAUAUUGAUAAUGUUUAAUUCAAUAAUUGAGACGCAGCUGUAUUGAUGAUUGAUUUCUAUUAUUCAUUUGACUGAUCAUGAUGAUUGAUUGACUGUUACAAUGCAGCUACUAAAAGAUCGGGUGUUGUUGAAAUUCUUCUUCAGACAGUGGAAAUCAUCAGAAACUAUUAUGUUUUGAAUAUAUGAUUGGAGUUAUAUAUAAAUCUACCGUAUUAUUUUGUAAUAAGUUAUUGUGCAUUUCCUAGAAGAAAAGAGAGUAUGUAACUUGUUACGAUAUAUACCUGUUUAGAAAGUUCUCUUGGAACAACAUUUAUUACGGCUGAAAUGUAACAGGGAUAUUUUCAGUUUACAGAGCAGAGAAGGGAAAGUGGAAUGUGUUGACUGAGAAGUGUUCUUGAAGCAGAGAAUUUGAGCAGACGGUCUAAGUUUUAAAAUGGAUUAUUUUCCCCUCUGCAAUGAAGCCGCAGAUGUUUGAAAGUAACAAACGACUUGAUGAAUUAAACGUUGGGAGAAAGUUGAGGCUAAUUUAGUAAUGCGUUACUUAUCUAUCGUUCAAACUAACUACAAUCUGUCAAAUUCUCAGGUGUUACUAGAUGUAAGAGGUACUGAUGCAUCCUGUACAAAUUCUAGACAAUUCUAAUUUCUAGACAAACUAAUUUCU
Molecule: messenger RNA, 1675 nt
Organism: Coregonus clupeaformis (lake whitefish)
Lineage: Eukaryota; Metazoa; Chordata; Actinopteri; Salmoniformes; Salmonidae
Product: very-long-chain enoyl-CoA reductase-like
Exons: 8
Coding region: 57-761 (234 amino acids)
Biological process (GO): very long-chain fatty acid biosynthetic process
Molecular function (GO): oxidoreductase activity, acting on the CH-CH group of donors
Source: RefSeq, a predicted model, not a curated record